Porites evermanni is the source of this 1125-nucleotide messenger RNA. The record is from the annotation of a GenBank genome assembly. Lineage: Eukaryota; Metazoa; Cnidaria; Anthozoa; Scleractinia; Poritidae.
AUGUCUUUCAAGUUUUUACGGGCUUCGUCAAGUGUGAUUGAAUGCCACGUUGUUCUUCUUGAUAACUCAGAAUUCGUCACUAUGUUUGACCAAGAAACGGUUGUGGGAGACGAGCUUUUCGAAAGAGUGUGCGAAAGACUUAAAGUCCCAUCGUAUGACAGGCAGUACUUUGGUUUACAGUACAUUGAUAACGAAGACGGAGAUGUCAACUGGCUAAAUCUGGAUAAAGAAAUCCGUCCACCCAGAAAAUCGAAUCCGUUGAUGUACCAGUUUGCAGUGAAAGUAUUUCCCUUUCUGGGAGAAGUCAACCUAGUCUUGUACGUUUUUGUCUAAGAAAACGUCAACUUUCCCGACUAGUUGUCUCCGUUCAAGUUGGACGGGCAUUCAUUUGUUGCGUCAAUCGACGGCUUCUUCGCGCAAGCGAUGCUCGGAGAUUUCAUCCCCAAGCAACACAAGGCGGGUUAUUUAGAGACUUUACUCGGAAUAUUCUAUUGUCCUCCAACCGGUAUAAACUGCGAUGGGGACAUCGACGAAGAAAAAUAUGAGCUUAUGGUGCGGGAUUUGCAUAGAUCUCACCGCGGGAUGACCCGAGAGAAAGCUGUGUCGUAUGCCCUUGAUAUCUGUAAAGAGUUACCCAACUAUGGUGCCUGUGUGUACUAUGGAGGGACUGAUCUUGACAGCGGGGAUGAGGUUGUUUUGUCCGUUUCUAUUCAAGGAAUACGCAUCUGCCAGCUAAAGAACAAAUUUCCUGAAGUCGGCGAAGUAUGUCACCAUUUCCAGUGGCGCGACGUUAUCUCCAUUCUUUGUGACGAUGCAAAGUUGUACGUGCACUUGGCAGAGGCAGCUAAUGGUAACGAAGAGGACACGUCGUGUCGCGCGUUCCGUUUCAAGAAAGGCUUGUAUAGUCACAAGGUCGCGCAUCGCUUUAAAAAGGACGCAGAAAAUCACCAGAACUUUUUCUUUGAAGAGAACCCUGAAAGAGCAAGGACCAUGAGAAGCCUUUCCGUGGAUGUGAAAUCCUUGAAAGGGAUUCGUAAUCUGCGUUCCGGAUCAGUAGGAUCAGGCCGUCAGUUUCUUGCGUCUAAAAUGACUCUUCCUUUCAAGAGACAAACAACGAAGAAGUAA